CCAGAUUGGUCAGUGAGUGCAAUCUGUUCACCUUACCAUUUACGAGGCAAAAACGAAGGCAAUUUGGACGGUCUAUGUCUGACCUGUCAUAGGUAAAAACAAGGGGGCACGCGUGAGUCAUAUCUGAGUUACACUGGGAAGGGUGGUUCCUUGCAGUAAAUCCUUUCGAGAGCACAAAAGGGUGGGGGGAUUUCUUUAACGUCGCUUUCCAGAAUCACAGGGCUCGGGUUAAGUUCUACGUUGUCACAAUGCAGGGAAAUCUCUCCGCGGACUCAAUCAGAGGCUGCGGAGGUACAGAGUAAGGCAAGAGAAUGAAAGAAGUAGAUAAUCUCGAAAGUAUAAAAGAAGAAUGGGUUUGUGAAACAGGAUCUGACAACCAACCUCUUAGUGAUGAUCGACAAAGAAAUUGUGAAUAUUUUGUUGACAGCCUUUUUGAGGAAGCUGAGAAGGUUGGUGCCAAAUGCAUGUCUCCCACUGAACAGAAAAAACAGGUGGAUAUAAGUAUAAAAUUAUGGAAAAAUGGAUUCACAGUCAAUGAUGAUUUCAGAAGUUACUCUGAUGGUGCAAGUCAGCAGUUUCUGAACUCCAUCAAAAAAGGGGAGUUACCUUUGGAAUUACAGGGAAUUUUUGAUAAAGAGGAGGUGGAUGUUAAAGUUGAAGACAAAAAAAAUGAAGUAUGUAUGUCAACGAAGCCUGUAUUCCAGCCCUUCUCAGGACAGGGUCACAGACUAGGAAGUGCCACACCAAAAAUUGUUUCUAAGGCAAGGAGUAUUGAAGUUGAGAAUAAAAAUAAUUUGUCCGUUCAACUAAACAAUCUGGAACCCAUCACUAAUGUACAGAUCUGGUUAGCCAAUGGAAAAAGGAUUGUCCAGAAAUUUAACAUUUCUCACAGGAUAAGCCACAUCAAAGACUUCAUCGAAAAAUACCAAGGAUCUCAAAGAAGUCCUCCCUUUUCCCUGGCCACAGCUCUUCCUUUCCUCAGAUUGCUAGAUGAAACACUCACAUUGGAAGAAGCAGAUUUACAGAAUGCUGUAAUCAUUCAGAGACUCCAAAAAACCGCUGAACCUUUUAGAGAACUUUCAUAACAUUGGUUUUUGAUACACUGAGUGGAAAGUUUGCAGAGAAAUGAUGGUUGUAUAUGAACAUCCAAACCAAAAUGAGGGAAAGGAAGUGAGAUUCACUGGACUUUUGGUUUGAGCACUAUUUAACUCCCUCCUGAUGAGAAGAUUUUUGAAUAAGUACAAGUUAGGAAAGUGAACCAUGACUGGAAACUAUAUUCAGUGCACUUUUCCCAAAAAGCUGCUCAGAAGGAAUACUACACUUAUUUUCAAAUACCAGUUAUUCAACAAUAAGGUAUAUUAAAUCACUAUAUAUCAUAUAGAAUCUUAAUGUGGUAUAAAUUAGCAAAUGUAUUCACAGCACCAUUCAUUCAGAUAUUCCCAACCAGCAGUGGUAUGUUCAGAUGUUAGCUGUCUCAGAUUUUUGAAAUAACAAUAUAUUAAGAAAAUUAUACAUGGCAGGUUAAAAACAUCAGUGUAAUGAUUUUACAUCUGAGAUACAGUCAGAAGGCUGGAAGGAAUUGCUUUCACCAGAGCUAUGCCUGAACCUCAAAAUGUUCUCAAUUUUUACUUUCUAAUGGUGAAAUACACUCAUUUGGCACAGUAUCUAAAAUGUAUUUUAAGAAUAAAACUGUGCAGCUUAGUAUAAUGUCAGUAUUAAUCUGCCUACUCACAUUUUGACAUUUUCAAGAAGUGUAAUUUUUAAAAAUUUCUUUUCUAUGCAGGAACCCUAGUUCAGCCGUUAAUUUUGUUUUCUUUUGAAAAUUAGGGAUUUGUUUUUAGCUAACAUUUCUGAGUUAGCCUUUCAUUUGCUACCACUCACUUAGAAUCUAAUGCUUGUGUUGACACAUUGCUAUUUAAUAUUUUUUAACUGCAUCAGAUAAAGUAUGGCUUUCUAUUCCAUAUAUAUCAGAGCCAACCUGGGUAUAUAUUAAAGGAUUAUUUAUUACAUUCUGAUGCCACCAAGGAAAACAUGUUUUGUAUCUUAGUCUUUUAAUUCAAACUGGUUAGACUACUAUAUUUCACUGUCAGAUUGAAUUCCCUUACCUGAAGAUAAGUUUAAGAAGUUUUUUUUUUUCAAAUUACCUAUUGAAUCUUACUUAAAGCAGAAUUUACAUUGAAUGUGCCAAGGAACUAAGUAGCCAUACCUAUCAGCAGUAAUGUUCACAGGGCCCUGGGUGUCUGCUGGAAAGAGCAGUUCUCAAACUUUUUGGUCUUAAGACCUUUUGUUUAUGUGGGUUAUAUAUAUAUGAUACUGAAAAUAAGUUAUAAAAUAUUUAUUCAUUAAAAAUAAUAAGCACAUGUUAAUAUAAAACCACAUUUUAUUGAAAAUGCAUUUUCUAAAAAAUUCAGUGAGAAAAGUGGCAUUGUAUUCCAUUUUUUGCAACUGCCUUUACCAUCUGACCUAGAAAAGACAGAUGGGCUCUUGUAUCUGCUUCAGCUUUCAUUCUGUUGGAUGUCGCACAUCGUGUGACCUCUGGUAAAUGCUGCUGUAUAUUCACGAGAGAAGGCGGGCGCAAAUAAUGUCUUAGUUUAGUUAUGAAAAUAGUUUGACUUAGGGACCUCCUGCAAGAACCAUUCU
Messenger RNA from Lutra lutra (Eurasian river otter), 2640 nucleotides. It is a transcript of the gene UBXN2A, whose product is annotated as UBX domain protein 2A. Gene Ontology annotation, biological process: autophagosome assembly; proteasome-mediated ubiquitin-dependent protein catabolic process; nuclear membrane reassembly. Bases 312 to 1085 code for a protein of 257 amino acids. The transcript is spliced from 7 exons. Gene Ontology annotation, molecular function: ubiquitin binding. Lineage: Eukaryota; Metazoa; Chordata; Mammalia; Carnivora; Mustelidae. Gene Ontology annotation, cellular component: cytosol; nucleus. The record is from RefSeq and is a predicted model, not a curated record.